AUGAAUGUACAAAUAUAUAUAUCCAAUCUUCUCAUCUUUUGUUUCUUUCUAUCCAUAUUCUCGUCUCUUAUAUAUAUAUUUUUCUCCCUCUUUUGCUUUUUAAAUAUUCUCCGAUAUUCCUCCCUGCUCUUCCUUCUCCUUGAUUUUUCCUCUCCCUCUUUUAUAUCCUCCUUUUUAAACCUUUCCUCUCCCUCUUUCGCUCUCCUCUCCCUCUUUUACUCUCCUCUAUAUAUAUUUAUAUUUAUAUAUCUAUUUAAUUCUUUCUAUAAAUUUUCCUUUCCUCUCACUUUUUCACUCUCCUCUCCCUCUUUUACUCUCCUCUCCCUCUUUCCUUUCCUAUAUAUUUUAGUCUUCUCUCCAUUUCCUUUUCCUCUCCCUUUUCAUUUCUCCUCUCCCUCUUUCCUUUCCUGUAAAGAUUAUAUCUCCUCUCCUCAUUUCUGCUUUCCUAUAUAUAUCACUUAUUUCUCCCCUCUUUCCUUUCCUCUCCUUUUUUUCUCUCCUCUCCCUCUUUUUUUCUUCUAUAUUUUUAUACUCCUCUCCUCUUUCCUUUCAAUCCCUCUUUCGCUCUCAUUCCAUCUUUCCUUUCCUCUCCCUCUUAAACUCCUCUCCCAUUUCUCUCUUUCUUCCUCUUUCCUUUCCUCUCCCUCUUUUAAACCUCUCCCUCAUCUAAACACUCCCUUUUCACUCUCCUCUUCCUCUUUUAACCUCUCCCUCUUUCUCUCUCCUCUCCCUUGCACUUUUCCUCUCCCUCUUUCCUUUCCUCUCCUUUUCUCUCUCCUCUCCCUCUUUCGCUUUCCUCUCCCUCUUUCGCUCUCCUCUCCCUCUUUCGCUUUCCUCUCCCUUUUUCACUCUCCUCUCCCUCUUUCGCUUUCCUCUCCCUCUUUCUCUCUCCUCUCCCUCUUUCUCUCUCCUCUCCCUCUUUCACUCCCCUCUCCCUCUUUCGCUUUCCUCUCCAACACUUUCUGUUUUCCACAUUCAUGCUCGUCUGUCCAUCAAUUUCUGCUACACUCACUUCCUCCUUAUCCCUCCUCCUCAUGCCUCUCUAGUUUUCCUCUAUAUCUCUCCGCCCCCUCUCUCUCUCUUUCCCUCUUCUCCGCCAAUUUUUUCUCCUCAAUCUCUUUUUUUUUUCUUCAUUUCUGCUCCUCCCUCUUUCACUCUCAUCCAUCACUUUCUGCUAAACUCUCUAUCUUAUCCGCCGCCCCAUCUUUUCUAUCUAUCUCCUCCCCUUCUCUUCCAGUUUCUCACUGUCGCUCUUCCAUUUUGUCCCCCCUCUCUAUCGCUUUUCUGUUCUUCUCUAUUUUUUUUCCUCACUGUCUCUUUUCCACCUUCUAUCUUUCCUUCUAUUCUACUAUCAGUUGGUCAGUCUCUCCUCUCUCAGUUCAUUGCAAAAAUCCUCCUUUCCAUUUCUUUCUAAUUUUCCCUCUCUCUCCCUUCCCUCUAUUAACCUCCUGUUCAUCUCUCUCUAUCCCCCCCUCUCCAUCUCUUUCUGCUACACACGCUAGAAAACCCUUCUUCUCCCUACUAUAUCUUCUUUACCAUCAUUUUCCUCCACCUCUUUAUAUGAAAAAAUUUCUCUCUUUCACUCGUCCUCCUCUCUGUUAUUUCUUAAUUAUUCUCCUCUCCGUCUCUUUUUCACUUUUUCUCAAGCCAUCCUCUUUAUCAUUUUCAGCUCUCUCUCUGCUCCUUCAAAGAACUAACCAAAGAAAAUUCUUUCGUUCACCCCUCAUGAUAUUUCUCCCCCUCUCAAGCCCUCCUCUCCAUCACUCUCAGCUCCUCUCUCUCUUUUAA
This is a messenger RNA of Acanthosepion pharaonis, 1788 nucleotides long. NCBI's taxonomy places the organism in Eukaryota, Metazoa, Mollusca, Cephalopoda, Sepiida, Sepiidae. The record is from the annotation of a GenBank genome assembly.